AGACUGCACUGUUGCAUACAGAAUAUUUCACCAAUCCUAUUCAUUGCUGUCUACUCUAUCUCAACAAACUUUGAAACGACUUCACAAACUAAACAAUUCAAACACCAGAGAUCAAAUAAUUUCACUGAAAACGACUGGAUCUCUGUUCUGAGAAGGAACAGGUCCAGUCAUCAAGUAUCACUUCCCUCAUUUUCUGUUCGAACCACAAAUUCAUAAAUCCUGUACUAUUAUUCUCAGUUACCCUGACAUUCGGUUGAGUGUUAACAUAUUUAUGCCUGCUAUCACGGACGCAUGUUUUAGUCUAAAAUCUACUCAUUGCAGUGAUCCGAUGUCACUUGAAACAUCGACAUUUUCAAUGACAAUAACUCUCAAUAAUUAUUAUGGACUCAUAACUGCAGAAGUGAAUAAAGAAGAAGGACAACGAAAGGAUUUCGGUGAUGUCUGAUGGAUGAUGGCAGUUCUUGCCGUCAACAUUUGCUCCUUAUUUGCUUUUGUUAGUUCCCUAAUUAUAUGAAUCAGUAAUUGUCACGGUAUACACGACAAGUUGUCUUGCUUAUCUGGUAAAACUUCAACUUUAAAUACCUUACAUCAUCAGGAAUCUGUGAUUCAAUGUUGAAUAUAUAAGUGAAAGAUGUUCUUGAAUGAAAAAGGGGUGGGAUUCUACCUUCGAUGAUUACUAAUCAGUGUCCAAUACAAUUAAAGUUAAUACUGUUCAUAACUGGUUGGAAUUCAUUUUGAAUCUUAACGAACAUGUCUGUCACUCGAAUUCUCAUCUUCCAAUCAAAUUCUAGUUGAAGUCUGUCAGUAGAAUACUCACCAGUAUAAAUACAGAUGGUUUUCAAAGGACGAAUUAAUCAUGGUGCGUCCUUCACUGUCGGUUGUCGCAGUCAUCAUUGUUCUGCUUCACUGUACCUCACUGGUAACAGUUGAAGGAUUCGGCAGUAGAAAGCAAGUGGACGUUUGCGCUGAUGCAGAAAAAACGAAGUUGACGAAAAGAAAAGCUGACAAUUUCAAUAGGAUUAUCGACAGUUAUAAAAAUAAUCUGAAAGACGUGUUUCCCAGUAAAUCAAACAUCACUGAUCAAUAUGUCAACUGUAUCAAUAAAAACUACCUAGAAUACUACAAACCGCACAUCUGCAACGAUGACCUUGUUCCGGACAUAAAAGAAUCUCUCCUUCGAUGCAAAUACUCAUCAGAGGGAAAUAAAAAAUAUGACUAUACUGGAUGUGAUAAGUUCCAGCCAUCUAUCUCUUCUCAAGAAUUAUUACCAUUAUAUGAAAAAAUCGCCGACAGACUAACGUCUGCUCACCAGUGGUACCGGACGAAACGACAGUGUUGACACGCCUGGUAUCAACUUCAUUUUCUCAUAAUUUACCAAUGAUUUAACAGAAAUGUAACAGCACGCCCUUCUCUAUUUAAUAAUAAUAAUAGUAAUAGUAAUAAUAAUUCAAUAAUAAUAAUC
Trichobilharzia regenti is the source of this 1462-nucleotide messenger RNA. The record is from the annotation of a GenBank genome assembly. NCBI's taxonomy places the organism in Eukaryota, Metazoa, Platyhelminthes, Trematoda, Strigeidida, Schistosomatidae.